AUGGAGGAGACUGGACCUUACCCGGUGAAAGUGUACAUUUACGACCUGUCCAGAGGCAUGGCCCGCCAGCUGAGUCCACUCAUGCUGGGGAAACAGAUUGAUGGGAUAUGGCACACUGCAAUUGUGGUCCAUGGAAAGGAGUUCUUCUUUGUUGGAGAGGGCAUCAACAAUUGUGCACCUGGUAGCACCCCUUUAGGAGAACCUGACUCCGUAGUGGACCUGGGCUCCACUGAGGUGCCUGCAGAUGUCUUCAUGGACUAUCUGACUUCACUGGCAGAGUCUACAUACAGAGGUGACAAAUACAACUUGUUUGAACACAACUGCAACAGCUUCACCAGUGAGGUGGCUCAGUUCCUCACGGGCCAAAACAUCCCAUCGUACAUCACAGACCUCCCAUCUGAAGUACUGGCCACGCCUUUUGGCCAGGCUCUCCGUCCCUUACUGGAAUCCAUCGUCAUAAAUCCCGGGGGCAACAACAUAUCUGGAAAGCGAUAGACAGGGUUGUGCGUAUGAAAGAAAAUAUUUGUAUUCAAGGGUUUAGGUGAAAAUGGGACAUUGACAACCCGCUACCAGCCAGACCUAGAUAACAUUUGUGCCUGUGGAUGAUGCCUUGAUCCAUGCUAUCAGUCACUUUCAGCUAACCAGCCAUCAUUUUGAAGCUCUUCUACACAUUCUACCUGAUCUAUCUAAUGUUUUAAUGUACACCAACCUCUGUGACAAAUGAACUAAAAACAUCUGUACUCUGGAUAAAACAUAUUAGUUGCAGCUACUCUUGUGCUCAUUGAAAGAGCAGUGUGUAAGAUUUGGGGGGAUCUAUUGGCAGAAAUUGAAUAUAGUAUUCAUAAGUAUGUUUUAAACACUGUUACCAUAGAAUAAGCCCUUUAUAUCUACAAAGGCAGUGGGUCCUCUUCCACAGAACCUUGCCAUGUUGCACUGCCAUAUUUCUACA
Messenger RNA from Scomber japonicus (chub mackerel), 949 nucleotides. It is a transcript of the gene desi1b, whose product is annotated as desumoylating isopeptidase 1b. NCBI's taxonomy places the organism in Eukaryota, Metazoa, Chordata, Actinopteri, Scombriformes, Scombridae. Gene Ontology annotation, molecular function: peptidase activity. The transcript is spliced from 6 exons. Bases 1 to 495 code for a protein of 164 amino acids. The record is from RefSeq and is a predicted model, not a curated record. Gene Ontology annotation, biological process: protein modification by small protein removal.